UGAUCCAUGGUAACCGAGUCCUUAGCAGUGCAGCAACCACUCAGCCUGUCAAAGCUAGUUAUGCAUUGAAGAAACCACUCUUCGGACCGGCUCUCUCCGGUGCAAAAUAUCGGGUUCAACGUGAGUAACAUCAAUUCACCAAGCUCUUUCAUUCGUGCAAAUACAAAUCGACGAAUUUCCGGAAUUUGAGUAUGGUCAAACCAAUGCUGUUGCUACACCUAACGAUAGCUAUCUAACGUUAGCUAAUGCUGAAGACCUCUUCAUGAAACUGCAACAUUUAUGUGAUGUUGAUGGUAGGCAGUGUUAAUUGGUUCAGCAAAUAAGGGCAAAUAUUACAACGUUAUGCUAUCAGCUAUUGCAUUAGUUUUUUUCCUGCGCAAAAUGAGAGAUUGAUAUCCAGCAGUUGAAAGAUUGAUGUCUUGAUGUUGUUUUAUUUUACGGUUUCGAGGAGAAAGAUCCCGUUGCAGGAGAACCUGCUUUGACCAUUGUGCCAUUGAUCGCUACAUCACAUUCUUAUAGUAACAACAUUUGAAGGAUCGUGAAGAUGGCGACUGGAGCGGGUUGGCAGCAGUACUACAGUCCUGCUGUUGGCAAUCCAUCGACCGGAGCAGGGAAAUAUAAUUCUGGCUCAUCAUCAACAAUCACCAUGGAAUAUACCCAAGAUCUGCACCUCAAAAUGAGCAAGAAAAUAGCACAGCUGACAAAGGUGAUCUACGCUCUGAACACCAAGAACGACGAGCACGAGGCGGCCAUCCAGACACUGAAGGAGGCUCACGAGGAGGAGGUGCAGCAGAUCCUGUCCGAGACACGGGAAAAGAUCAUGCAGUACAAGAGUAAGAUCAGCGAUGAGAUGGACCUUAAGCAGCGCAUCCAGUCGCUCGAGGAGUCCAUGGAGCUGCACGAGCGCAUGAAGCGCCAGGCCCUCGCCGAGUUCGAGACCUACCGGCAGCGUGUGGAGGACAUGCAGCUCUGCACUGAGGCCCAGCACACACAGCGUGUUGUCACCAUGUCCCGCGAGGUGGAGGAGAUGCGGCACUCGUUCGAGGAGAAGCUGCGCUCUUUCGGCACGGCGCAGGCCCAGUUUGAGCAGGAGAAGAAGCUGGCCCUGGAGGAGCUAAAGGCCAACCAUCGGCAGGAGGUGUCGGAGCUGCUUCGCAGCCACCAAAGCCAGAACCAGAACCACAGCAAGGACCAGGAGAAACUGGGCCAGCUGCACAAGGUGGAGGUGGAGUCCCUGUCAGAGCGUGUGGAGGAGGUGAAGGGGGACAAGAAGAGGCUGGUGGAGGAGUACGAGGCCAAGCUCAACAAGGCCCAAGCCUUCUACGAGCGCGAGCUGGAGGCCAUGAAGCGUACGCAGCAGCUCACCGCAGAUAACCUGCAGGCCUGGAAGAAGACUGAGGCGGAGCUGCGGAGGGAGUUCCACAUGCAGGAGGCAGCGCUGCAGAAGACCCUGGGGAAGCUGCGCUCCGAGCUGCAGAGGGUGCAGGAGGAGGCCCGGGAACAUAGGGAGAAGUCCCACAAACUGCAGGCCUCGCUCACUGCAGCCGAGAGCAAUAUCAAGGAGUUGAGCAAACAGCUGGACGAGGUGACGCAGGAUGCCGAGAUCGUGGAGAUUCGACAGAAGGAGGCGGAGUGUGAGCUGGAGGCCACCAGAGAUCGUGUGCAGCAGCAGGCCACAGAGAUCCUCCUCAAAGCCAGUCACAUUGGCAGCCUGCAAGCCACUCAGAUGAACCACGAGGCAGCCAUCCGGGACCUGGAGUCUGAGAAGUCUCGUCUGAAGGACAAAGUGGUACGUCUAGAUGAGGAACGCGGGGCCCUGCAGAACAAGUCCCAAGCACUGGACGACAGGCAGAGGCAACAGAUUCUCUCCCUGGAGAAGACUCUACGGGAGGAGAAGCAGAUGUAUGAGAAGGAGAUGGUAAACAUGCGUGCCAAAUACGAGGACGACGCCGCCCACUUCAAAGAGUCACAGACCCGGGCGCUGGAGGAGCUGUCGAAAAAACACCGGACCACCCUGGAGAACACACAGACUACUGCCGAGACGGAGAGGAGCUGGCUACUGGCCGAAAUGGAGCAGCAGUUUGAGAGGGAGAGGCUCUCAUUGGUGGAGCAGAAGAACCAUCUCAGACAACAACUGGACAGCCUGAGGGAGGAGCUCGCCGCCAAACUUGAACAAGUCAAUCAGGAGGUGUUGCGCCUGCAGGAGCUGGUGAAGGAGGGUGAGCAGGGCAUGGGUUCAGCAGAGGGACACAUCUCCAACCUGAAGGAGGCCCAGGACAAACUAGUGGAGGAGUUGGACGCUACCAGGGCCAGACUGAGAGAGACCAGCAACCUGCUGACCGCCCUGCAGGGAGAGAUGGAGGCCCAGAAGAAGCAGCACGAGGCUAAAGUCAUCACUAUUAAAGAGGACGAGAAGCUCAAGAUGGACAAGAUGGCGCUGGAACUGGAGCUCAAGUGGACCGAGACGUUAAGACAGGAGUGUAAGAAGCUGCGUGAGGAGCUAAGGGAGGAUCAUGAGGAUGACAAGAGGGCAGCCCUCAUCCAGCUGGCCCAGAACAAGGAGCAGGAGCUGGGCAGUGCCCGCGAGAGCUGGCACAGGAAGGUGGAGGACCUACUGGAGCAGAUCUCGUUGCUGAAGCAGAGUCUGGAGAUGCAGCUGUCUCAGUCGCAGAGCUCCCUGCAGCAGCUCCAGGCCCAGUUCAGCCAGGAGCGGGAGCACUUGAGCCAGCAGCUCCAGGAGCUGCAGCUGGAACACCAGCGCAGGGAGCACAGCCUACAGGAGGCCCACUGCUGCGCCAUGCAGGACCUGGAGGAGACCCGCCAGCACGACCUCAAGAAGCUGGAGCAUCGUCUGCGGCAGCAGCACCACAUAGAGCUCCAGUCUGUGAGAGAGGCUCACAGACACAGCAUUGAGACACUCAAACAGCAGUCAGAGCAGGAGCUGCAGACUCUACGCUUCGAGCUGGAGGACGAGGGCAAGGCCAUGCUGGCCUCUCUGCGCUCUGAGCUGAACCACCUCCAUGCCUCGGCCAUAGAACAUCUACGGCAGACCCACCAACAGGAGACGGCUGCAGCUAAACUGGAGCUGGAGAACGCCCUGGAGGACAGCCGGACACAGGAGAGGGAGUUGCUGGGCCGGAUCUCGGACCUGCAGGAGGAGGUGGUAAGGAGGAAGAACCACAUUGCUCAGCUGGACCACGAGAUUCACACACUGAACGAGAACAUCAACACACUCACCAAGGAGCUGGAGCUCAAGGGCAAGGAGGUGCUGAAGAUCCGCAGCGAGGCCAACCAGCAGAUCAGGGCUCAUGAACAGGACCUGUCGAAGAAACACGAGCGAGAGAUGGCUGAGAUGAACGCCAUGCACAACAGAGAGACUCAGAACAUGCUGUGUGACUUCAACAAGGCCCAGGAGCUUCUCAAAGACAAGAUCUCUGCUCUGCAAGUCCUGCUGGAGGGCACGGAGGAUAAGUUCCGGAACAGGGAGAGCCGGCCUGAGGACCUGCAGGUGAUCGCUGAGCUAAAGGAAAUGGUGACUGAGAGGGAGUCUCUCGUCAAGAAGCUGGUGGUAAGUGACGACAAAAAGUUCUACCAGCUGGAAUUGGUGAACAGAGAGACCAACUUCAACAAGGUGUUCAACACCAGUCCCAACGUGGGAGUAAUAAAUCCCCUCAUCAAGCAAAAGAGAAAGAAUGACAAAUCAGCAAACCGAUUCAGCAGCUCUCCAAACCUCAGGGCUCUGGAGGCAGCAGGAACAGGGAUGGGGAGCGGGCAGCCCCAGCCCAACCGCUUAGAGCCUAUCCCCAACUCCCCCAUUCACCACCUUGACUUCAACACUAGCAAACCUCUGCCCCCACCGACCCCUCCGACAGAGCCCAAGAAAUUCAUGAGUAAGUUGCAGAUGAGUCAGCGUGGUGGAUUUGUGCGGGGCUGCCCUCCAUUGUCAUGGGACUCUCCCAUCACUGCAUCUCACACAUGGCCUGUCUGUCUCAACCCCUGUCAAGCCCUCCUGAGACAGAGGAGUCACCCGUAGGAUCCCCCGACCACCAACGCCAGGAAUGGUUCGCCCAGUACUUCACCUUCUGAUUUUUGCAACUCGAGAGCAUGUCAACCAUACGAAACGAAAAAGACUUUAAAAAAAGAUAUAUAUAUAUAUUAUUUAAUGAUCAACCACUACAUUGCAUUCUGUUGAUUACUUCACUGUGAAUGGGUUCCUAGUUUGUACAGUGCCGAUGAGUAUGUUUGACGUUUUUCUUUUUUUGCAGUUUGUAAUGAGUGGUACAUAUGCUGCUAUCAUUUGUUAAAUACAGUAUACAGUAAAUUGUCCUCUCUCUGUACCUUAUUUUAGGAUGGCACUGUAAUGAUAGUUUGUUACAGCCGCAUCAGACAUUUUGGUAGAACUAAACUGUUUGUAUGGUUGUCUCAACACAGAUAUAAUGAUGUCUCACCAAUUUUAAAAAUAAAUUGCAUAUUUUAUAUUUAUAUUAUACUGUGUAUGCUUAACUAAUAAAUACUGAUUAUUGUGACAUUUA
Oncorhynchus masou masou (cherry salmon) is the source of this 4532-nucleotide messenger RNA. Its product is annotated as protein FAM184A-like. NCBI's taxonomy places the organism in Eukaryota, Metazoa, Chordata, Actinopteri, Salmoniformes, Salmonidae. The transcript has 19 exons. The coding region runs from base 545 to 4033 and encodes 1162 amino acids. The record is from RefSeq and is a predicted model, not a curated record.